This is a messenger RNA of Sorex araneus (European shrew), 4869 nucleotides long. It is a transcript of the gene KDM4B, whose product is annotated as lysine demethylase 4B. Bases 246 to 3602 code for a protein of 1118 amino acids. The record is from RefSeq and is a predicted model, not a curated record. NCBI's taxonomy places the organism in Eukaryota, Metazoa, Chordata, Mammalia, Eulipotyphla, Soricidae. Gene Ontology annotation, molecular function: zinc ion binding; histone H3K9 demethylase activity. Gene Ontology annotation, biological process: chromatin remodeling. The transcript is spliced from 24 exons. Gene Ontology annotation, cellular component: nucleus.
UUAUAAGCCCCGCCCGGGGCGCUCGCGGAGGGCUCGGCCGCCAGCAACCGAGCGGGGCCCGGCCCGAGCUGGGCCUUGGGGUGCGACGCCGAGGGCGGGGGAGCGCGCGACGCUGCUCCGGGACCGGGCCGCGCGCGCCGCCUCAGGGCCCUUCGUUGUGCUGCCCGUGAACAAGGCUCCUGCACGGCGCCCCGACGUCUGCACAGACCCGCAGCUUCCGAGUGCGCCAGCUCCCGGCCGUCACCAUGGGGUCCGAGGAUCACGGGGCGCAGAACCCCAGCUGUAAGAUCAUGACCUUCCGGCCCACCAUGGAAGAGUUCAAAGACUUCAACAGAUACGUGGCCUACAUCGAGUCCCAGGGCGCCCACCGCGCCGGCCUGGCCAAGAUCAUCCCCCCGAAGGAGUGGAAGCCUCGGCAGACCUAUGACGACAUCGAUGACGUGAUCAUCCCCGCGCCCAUCCAGCAGGUGGUGACCGGCCAGUCGGGCCUGUUCACGCAGUACAACAUCCAGAAGAAGGCCAUGACCGUGGGCGAGUACCGACGCCUGGCCAACAGCGAGAAGUACUGCACCCCACGGCACCAGGACUUCGACGACCUGGAGCGCAAGUACUGGAAGAACCUGACGUUCGUGUCGCCCAUCUACGGGGCGGACAUCAGCGGCUCUCUGUAUGAUGAUGACGUGGCGCAGUGGAACAUCGGGAACCUGCAGACCAUCCUGGACAUGGUGGAGCGGGAGUGCGGCACCAUCAUCGAGGGCGUGAACACGCCCUACCUCUACUUUGGCAUGUGGAAGACCACCUUCGCCUGGCACACGGAGGACAUGGACCUGUACAGCAUCAACUACCUGCACUUCGGGGAGCCCAAGUCCUGGUACGCCAUCCCCCCGGAGCACGGCAAGCGCCUGGAGCGGCUCGCCAUCGGCUUCUUCCCUGGCAGCUCCCAGGGCUGCGACGCCUUCCUGCGGCACAAGAUGACCCUCAUCUCGCCCAUCAUCCUCAAGAAGUACGGCAUCCCCUUCAGCCGGAUCACGCAGGAGGCUGGCGAGUUCAUGAUCACUUUCCCCUACGGCUACCACGCUGGCUUCAACCACGGCUUCAACUGUGCUGAGUCCACCAACUUCGCCACCCUGCGGUGGAUCGACUACGGCAAGGUGGCCACGCAGUGCACGUGCCGCAAGGACAUGGUGAAGAUCUCCAUGGAUGUGUUCGUGCGCAUCCUGCAGCCCGGCCGCUACGAGCAGUGGAAGCAGGGCAAGGACCUGACCGUGCUGGACCACACGCGCCCCACGGCGCUCAGCAGCCCCGAGCUCAGCGCCUGGAGCGCCUCCCGUGCCUCGCUCAAGGCCAAGCUCCUCCGCAGACAAAUCAGUCUGAAGGAAAACAGGCACUGGAGGAAGGCUGAGGAGGAGAGAAAGCCCAGCCUAGAGAGGAAGCGCGAGCCGGGCAGGAAGCCGGGCUGCCCGUCUCACCGGAAACGGAACCUGCCCAAGAAGUCCAAGCCCGAAGACCCCAAAUCACCAGGGGAGGGGGCGACCAUCCUGGAGGAGGUGGGGGAGAGCAGCGCUAAGGAGACAGUGCCCCCCGGGGCUGAGCACGAGGAGGACGACGAGGAGCCGCAGACGCUGCCCCAGGCCCGGGAGGCCGAGGGCGUGGAGGAGGACGGGAGGGGCAAGCUGCGGACCCCCAAAGCCAGGAGCGACCGGAAGAAGAAGGGCCUCAGCCCCCCGCACCCCCACUCCCCGCUCCUGCCCAGUCUGCCCGCGCCCACUCCCCCCCAGUUCCCCAGCAAGGAGGCUCCCCGGCCGGAGUCCCUGGGCCCCCCCACAGGCUCUGCCUCCGAGGAGAGUCCCCCGCCGCUGGCCCCCCUCAAUGUGGUACCCCCCGAGGCCCCAGGGGAGGACCAGGAGGCGAAGCCACGCCCCAUCAUCCCCAUGCUCUACGUGGUGCCUCGGCCCUCGCCAGCCACUGCAGACAAGGCCCGGGCGCCCGCCGAGCCCCUGGGCCAGAAGGGCCCUUCCUGGAAGGCCCAGCCGGGGCCCAUGGAGCUGGCAGGGCCCGAGGAGGACAGCGGGGCCCUGGACGGACAGGCACCCCCAACAUUCCCCAAGUUGAAGAUGGAGAUCAAGAAGAGCCGUCGGCACCCGCUGACCCGGCCACCCGCCCGCUCCCCGCUGUCCGUGGUCAAGCAGGAGGCGUCUAGCGAUGAGGAAGCGCUGCCCUUCCCGGAGGAGGAUGUGAGUGACCCCACGACCCUGCGGGCACUGCUGGACAUGCAGUGGAGGGACCAGACUAGCUGCUUCCAGGCCGAACGCAAGUUCAAUGCCGCUGCCGCGCGGACAGAGCCUCACUGCGCCGUCUGCUCCCUCUUCUAUCCCUACAGCCAGUCCCUGCAGACAGACAAGGAGGCCCCUCAGGCUCCCUCGGGGGAGGCCGGCCCGGCCACACCCUCCUCCCAGAGUGGCCAGAAGACUCGGCCGCUGAUCCCCGAGAUCUGCUUCACCUCUGGCGGGGGCAGCACGGGGAGCACCGAGCCGCUGCCGGCCAGCGCGGCCAUCGGCGAGGACGGCGCCAGCCUGCUCGUCGCCUGCACCAAGUGCUGCCUGCAGGUCCAUGCCAGCUGCUACGGUGUCCGGCCAGAGCUGGUCAGCGAAGACUGGACAUGCUCCCGCUGCGCUGCGCAUGCCUGGACUGCGGCUUGCUGCCUUUGCAACCUCAGGGGAGGCGCCCUGCAGAUGACCACUGACAGGAGGUGGAUCCAUGUGAUCUGUGCCAUCGCAGUGCCAGAAGUGCGGUUUGUGAAUGUGAUGGAGCGUCGCCCCGUGGAUAUCAGCGCCAUCCCCGAGCAGCGGUGGAGGCUGAAAUGCGUGUACUGCCGGAAGUGGAUGAAGAAGAUGUUAGGCGCCUGCAUCCAGUGCUCCUGCGAGCACUGCUCCACGUCCUUCCACGUGACCUGUGCCCACGCCGCUGGGGUCCUCAUGGAGCCCGACGACUGGCCCUAUGUGGUGUCCAUCACCUGCCGCAAGCACAAGGCAGGGACCCACAGCGCCCAGCUUUUGCGGGCGGCGGUGUCCCUGGGCCAGGUGGUCAUCACCAAGAACCGCAAUGGCCUGUACUACCGUUGCCGCAUCAUCGGCAGCACCCCCCAGACCUUCUACGAGGUCAACUUUGAGGACGGCUCCUACAGCGACAACCUGUACCCUGAGAGCAUCACCAGCAGAGACUGUGCCCGCCUGGGGCCCCCAGCUGAGGGGGAGCUGGUGGAGCUUCGCUGGGCGGAUGGAAACGUGUACAGAGCCAAGUUCAUCUCCUCGACCACCAGCAUCCUGUACCAGGUGGAGUUUGAGGACGGGACCCAGCUGACAGUCAAACGGGGGGACAUCUUCACCCUGGACGAGGAUCUCCCCAAGAGGGUCCGGUCACGGCUGUCUGUCAGCAUGGGGGCCCCCCAGGAAAGCGUCUUCUCAGGAGAGGAGGCGAAGGCCGCCAAGCGCCCACGGGUGGGCACCCCGCACGGCGUCGAGGACUCGGGGCGCAGCCCGGACUGCCUGGCCUUCAUGGAGAGCCUGCGGCAGGCGCAGGCACGGCCCGGGGGCCCCUUCUAGGGUGCAGGCGGCGGGCCCUGGAGUUUGCGUGCUGUGAACCCCCCACCUCGCUUGGCCCCAGGGGCCACCUUCGUGGCCUCAGAGCCUGUUGGACGCUGCCCGGGCCCCCCGGACUCAGGGAGUGGGGCCACAGGGGCUCCGGGGGGCCAGUGGGGGAGCCCGGGCCCCCCACUCCUCAGAUUUGUAAACCACGUGAGCUCUUCUCGAAAACGGUGCUACUCAGAGCCCAGGACGGUGACGUGUACAUAGACCACCUUUGUGAGCUGCUUUCUACGGACACUAUUGUUUAAAAAAAGAAAAAAAAAUGCGCGCGGGAAAAAGAACAAAAGAAAAAAAAAUCCCCAAAGUCCUUUUCUAGAUUUGUGGCUUUACCAACCAAACCAAACCCUUCUUUUCCUCAGAAGCGAGGGGCUCCACCGAUGGAGAGAGCAGCAGAUGGUCGGGGUGGGUUUUUGGGUCUUGGGGGUCUUUUGAAAACUCUGUCUAUAAGCCAGCGGGCGGGGGGUGGGCUACCUGUGGCCGGGCCAGGGCACCAUGGAACGGUGUGGGGGAGUCGCCCGGCCCGGCAUCUCUUCAGGCCUCCCCAUCCUCUGGCCCCGGCCCCUGCCUGACUGCAGGCAAGUUAGGUCACUCUGCAGUCUGAGAAGGUGCAACUGUGACUCAGAGAGGGCGGGGGACCCGAACUGAUGGGGGCAGCCCUGGUAGGUCCUCUCGAGGCCGUCAGCCACCCCUCAGAGGGGACCCUUCUCUGUGGUCCUGGGGUGAAUGGGUGGGGGGGGCAGGCCCUACUCGGGAGUGGGGGGCCAGCAGAGGGCAAGAGCAUCGGCCACUGGCUCCAAAUAACCAUUUCAUAAGUCAGAAUGAAGGGUCUUGGGCUGUCCGGCCAGAGAGGAUGGGCCUGAGGGGGCAGAGUGGUUUCCUUGGUGGGGAGGGGAGCGGGGAGGUGGCCCCCACGUGGGGGUGCCCCUCUGCAUGCAGCAGCCCACCAAGUGCUCAGACAUAGUGUGAGAUGCUAUUUAUAUUAUAAAAGGGGGCACGGCAGCCCUGGGGGGCAGCGGGGUCUCUGGCCCACACCCCACCGCUGGCUGGGGGGGGUGGCAUUUGUGCAGACGGCUGACAGGAAGAGCACUUCUUCCACAAAGGUCUGUGUGUGCAUAAGGGAAAUGAGAAGCCCCGCCAGGCCCCCCAAGAUGAAGGACAAGCUGUACUUUUUUGCCUAAUUUCCUGCCUCGGUUCCUAAUGAAUUAAAGGCCCCUGAACAUGCGGA